AUGUCUUGGCUUAUUAAGAAAACCCCAAAGACAAGCAUCGCCGGUAUGAAUCUUACGCGAGAGAAGGCACAGAAUUUAGUCGAUAUAUGGCAAUGGCUUGAAGAUGAUCUACACAAGCAAAUCACAGACAUCGACGCCUUCCCAAGCAUCACAGGAACUGGUUCCUUCCAUGCGCUCAGCCAAAUCCAACAGCGCCAUUCUCAGAUAACUAAACGAAUUGAGGAUCUGAAUCUCUGCAUCCCGACAUCGGCAGACUCAUGGCCAAAGGAGUUAUAUGAUGCAAAGGCUAGCAUGGCGCGCAAAGUUAAGGUCUGUAACGAUAAGUCUCGACCAUUCUCACUAGGAUGGAAACAGGCCGCGAAGCAGUUCUGGCCACUUAUUGCAGAGACAUAUACACUCAUCCUUGAGCUGAUUGGUCGUCUCAAGCAAGAGCUGCGCACCGCUUUGGAAGACGAAAAGACAUGGACAGAAACCAAGGCGAACAAACUUCUACGGCGUGCCAGUGUCCAGUCUAUCCUGAGUCCCCCCUCCACAUCCAACACAGACAUGAAACAUGUUGUUUUUGACAAGAAGGUCACAGUUCGAUAUUGUAACAUCGGUGAAGCAUUGAACGAGGAUGAUGAAGGCCAUGUCGCCUAUGGUGCUGCACGUAAAAUCGACGAGUUUACCACGAACCUGAAGAACGAUAAGAAGAAUACGGCGGGCAAGUACAAACGCCGAGCUUUGUUUGAUCGUGCGACUCGCCCAGGGUCGGCGGAUACGGCGGACGAGGUGGUACAAGAAGAGGUCUCGGAGAAUACGCCACAGGAUUCCGUCGCAUAG
This is a messenger RNA of Pyrenophora tritici-repentis Pt-1C-BFP, 822 nucleotides long. RefSeq lists its product as uncharacterized. Lineage: Eukaryota; Fungi; Ascomycota; Dothideomycetes; Pleosporales; Pleosporaceae. The record is from RefSeq and is a predicted model, not a curated record.